Molecule: messenger RNA, 5633 nt
Organism: Lagopus leucura (white-tailed ptarmigan)
Lineage: Eukaryota; Metazoa; Chordata; Aves; Galliformes; Phasianidae
Gene: MTR
Product: 5-methyltetrahydrofolate-homocysteine methyltransferase
Exons: 26
Coding region: 1349-4384 (1011 amino acids)
Biological process (GO): pteridine-containing compound metabolic process
Molecular function (GO): zinc ion binding; methionine synthase activity; cobalamin binding
Source: RefSeq, a predicted model, not a curated record
CUGUAACAGAUACGGAUAAGGCUGAGGUACUCAAUGAGUUAUUUGCCUCAGUCUUCACUGGGAGCCAGGAAUCCCACAUUCCUGAACAUGUAGGUGGGAAGUGGGGCAGCAAACACCUCCCCACUGUAAGGAUUGUGACCAACUCAUGAGACUGGAUGUGCACAAUUCCAUGGAGCUGGAUGACAUGCAUCCCAGGGUCCUAAAGGAGCUGGCUUAUGUGGUUGCCAAGCCACUUGCCAUCAUGUUUGAAAAGUCCCAGGGGACUGAAAAAAAGAAAGCAUCACUCCCAUUUACAGGAAGGAGAGGAAGGAGGACCUGGAGAACUACAGGCUGGUGAGCCUCACUUCUGUGCCCAGGAAGAUCAUGGAGCAGACGCUCCUGGAAAACAUGUUAAGGCAUGAGGAACAAGUGGGUGAUCCAAGACAGCCAGCAUGGCUUCACUGAGGGAAGGUCAGGGAAGGACCAAUCUGAUGGCCUUCUGUGGCGGAGUGACAAUACUGGUGGACAAAGAGAAGACAACUCAUGUAAUCUACCAGGACUUUUACAAAGCCUUUAACAUGUUCCCCCACCACAUCCUUACCUCUGAAUUGGAGAAUUUGAAGGGUAUGCUAUUUGAUGGAGAAGGAAUGGAUUGCAAGGCUGCCAUCAGAGGGCUGUGGUCAGUGGAUUUGUGUCCAGGUGGAGGCCAUUAAUGAGCGGUGUCCCCCAGGGGUCCAUCUUGGGAUCACUACCCUUUAACAUCUUUAUCAAUGACAUAGAUGGCGGGAUUGAGUGCACUUUCAGCAAGUUUAAUGGUGGCACUAAGCUGAGCUGUACAGUUUAUAAAGCAGAAGGAAGAGAUGCCAUCCAGAGGGACCUUGAUAAAUUCAAAAGGUGGGCUCUUGUGAACCUAAUGAGGUUCAACAAAGCAAAGUGCAAGGAUUUGCACUUGGGUCAAGAUAAUCCCAGAUAUGUAUGAAGACUGGGAGAAGAACUCAAGAGUAGCCCUACUGAAUAUAACUUAGAGGUCCUUGUGAGUGAAAAACUAAAUAUAAGUCAGCAGCCCAGAAGGCCAGUGGUACCUUGAGUUCCAUUAGAAGAGAGAUGGCCAGUAGGGAGUUGAUUGUCUCUCUCUACUCUGCCCUUGUGAAGCCCCAGCUGGCAUACUGCAUCCAAGUCUGGUGCUCCUAACACAGAAAAGGUGUGGAGAUUUUGAAGAGGGUCCAGAAGAGGGUCACGAAGAUGAUCUAGGGACUGGAUCACUUCUGCAAAGACAGGCUGAAUGAACUGGAGUUGUUCAGCCUGAAAAAGAGAAAGCUGCAGGGAGACCUCAUCAUGGCCUUCCAAUAUCUAAAGGAAGUUUAUAAACAUGAGCAUUGGCUUAAAUUGUGCUUUAGGAGCGGUUGAAAUGAGACCAUUCAUUGAAACAAUUGGAAAAUGUACAGCAGCAUAUGUCAUCUGUUACCCCAAUGCAGGUCUUCCGAAUACUUUUGGUGGUUAUGAUGAAACUCCAGAAGUGACUGCAAAGCACAUAAAGAAUUUUGCAUUGGAUGGUUUGGUCAACAUAGUUGGAGGUUGCUGUGGUACUACACCAGCACAUAUCAGGAAAAUUGCUGAAGCUGUAAAAUUAUGUAAGCCUCGUGUUCCACCUUCUCUCUCUCAAGGAUAUAUGCUGCUGUCAGGUCUGGAGCCAUUCAGGAUUGGGCCAUACACCAACUUUGUUAAUAUUGGCGAACGCUGCAAUGUUGCAGGAUCACGGAAGUUUGCUACACUCAUCAUGGCAGGCAACUAUGAAGAAGCCCUGACUGUAGCCAAAUCCCAAGUUGAGAUGGGAGCCCAGAUUCUUGACAUCAAUAUGGAUGAUGGGAUGCUGGAUGGACCUUCUGCAAUGACUAGAUUUUGUAACUUGAUUUCUUCAGAACCUGAUAUUGCAAAGGUGCCACUAUGCAUUGAUUCUUCAAAUUUUUCAGUGAUUGAAGCUGGCUUGAAAUGCUGCCAAGGAAAAUGCAUUGUAAACAGCAUCAGUCUGAAGGAAGGUGAAGAAGACUUUCUAGAGAAAGCAAAGAAAAUUAAAUUGUAUGGGGCAGCUGUGGUUGUCAUGGCUUUUGAUGAAGUUGGUCAGGCAACAGAAACAGAAACCAAGAUUGCAAUCUGCUCCAGAGCAUACCACCUCCUUGUGGAAAAAGUACACUUCAAUCCAAAUGAUAUAAUAUUUGACCCUAAUAUUUUGACCAUAGGGACUGGAAUGGAAGAACAUAACCUAUAUGCCAUUAAUUUUAUCAAUGCUACUAAAACCAUAAAAGAAACACUGCCAGGUGUCAGAAUAAGUGGGGGUCUUUCCAAUCUGUCUUUCUCCUUUCGAGGAAUGGAUGCCAUUCGAGAAGCAAUGCAUGGGGUGUUCCUAUACCAUGCAAUUCGGUAUGGCAUGGAUAUGGGAAUUGUGAAUGCUGGGAAUCUGCCGGUGUAUGAUGACAUCCACAAGGAAUUGCUACAGCUAUGUGAGAAUCUAAUCUGGAACAAAGAUCCCGAUGCGACAGAGAAGCUUCUACAUUAUGCUCAGAAUCAUGCCCAAGGAGGAAAAAAAGUGAUACAAACUGAUGAAUGGCGGAACAGCACUGUGGAGGAAAGACUGGAAUAUGCUCUUGUAAAAGGCAUAGAGAAGUAUGUCACUGCAGAUACAGAAGAAGCAAGAUUAAAUCAGGAAAAAUACCCUAGACCUCUAAAUGUAAUUGAAGGGCCUUUGAUGAAUGGCAUGAAAAUUGUUGGUGAUCUUUUUGGUGCUGGGAAGAUGUUUCUGCCUCAGGUGAUAAAGUCUGCUCGAGUUAUGAAGAAAGCAGUUAGCCACCUUAUUCCUUACAUGGAAAAAGAAAGAGAAGAAAGGAGAGCCAAACAAGGCAGCUCAGAGGAAGAGGAUCCUUAUAAUGGUACAAUAGUACUAGCAACUGUGAAAGGUGAUGUACAUGAUAUUGGCAAGAACAUUGUGGGAGUUGUUCUGGGCUGCAACAACUUCAGAGUUAUUGAUUUAGGAGUCAUGACUCCAUGUGAUAAGAUAUUGAGAGCUGCUGUUGAGAACAAAGCAGAUAUUAUUGGUCUGUCUGGUCUCAUCACCCCAUCUUUGGAUGAAAUGAUAUUUGUCGCCAAAGAAAUGGAGAGAUUGGCAAUAAAGAUUCCUUUGCUGAUUGGAGGAGCAACUACUUCUAAAACACACACAGCUGUUAAAAUUGCCCCCCGCUAUAGUGCACCUGUAAUUCAUGUCCUGGAUGCAUCCAAGAGCGUUGUGGUUUGUUCCCAGCUCUUAGAUGAAAGCGUAAAGGAUGAUUUUUUUGAAGAAAUAUUAGAGGAAUAUGAAGAAAUUAGACAAGAGCACUAUGAGUCUCUUAAGGAAAGAAGAUACUUGUCUCUACAGCAAGCUAGAAGAAAAGGUUUCCAUAAUGACUGGUUGUCAGACCACAAACCCGUGAAACCAAAAUUCAUUGGUACAAAAGUCUUUGAAGAUUAUGACCUGAAGAGGCUAGUAGAGUACAUUGACUGGAAGCCUUUCUUUGAUGUCUGGCAACUUAGAGGAAAAUAUCCCAACCGGAGUUUUCCUAAAGUAUUUAAUGAUAAAACAGUAGGCGAAGAAGCACAGAAAGUUUUUAACGAUGCUCAAAAUCUUCUGAAAAUAUUGAUUAAUCAAAAGAAAUUACAAGCAAGGGGUGUGCUUGGGUUCUGGCCAGCUCAAAGUGUUCAAGAUGAUAUCUAUUUGUAUGCUGUUGAAGAGGCAGUGGGAUCUUCAGAACCAAUAGCAAAAUUUUGUGGCCUGAGGCAACAGGCUGAAAAAGAUUCUGCCUGUACAGAUCCAUAUUACUGUCUCUCUGACUUCAUAGCACCAAUGGAUUCUGGCAUUUGUGACUACUUAGGCCUUUUUGCUGUAGCCUGCUUUGGUGUGGAUGAGUUAUGCAAUGACUUCAGAAGACAGGAUGAUGAGUACAAUAUCAUAAUGGUAAAGGCACUUGGAGAUCGACUGGCUGAGGCAUUUGCCGAGGAACUCCAUGAAAGAGUUAGAAGGGAAUUCUGGGCUUACUGUAGUGAUGAGCAGCUAGAUCUUUCUGACCUACGCAAAAUUAAAUACGCGGGAAUUCGGCCUGCUCCUGGUUAUCCAAGCCAGCCUGACCAUACAGAAAAACUCACCAUGUGGAAGCUUGCUAACAUUGAGGAAACAACAGGAAUUGGUUUAACUGAAUCAUUAGCAAUGACACCUGCUUCUGCAGUUUCUGGCCUCUACUUUUCCAGCCCCAAAUCAAAAUAUUUUGCUGUUGGCAAGAUAUGUAAAGAUCAGGUUGAAGAUUAUGCACUAAGAAAAAAAUUGUCUGUGGCAGAAGUGGAGAAAUGGCUAGGCCCCAUUCUGGGAUAUGAUACGGAGUAACCGUGAUAGAUAUGUGGGCAGGCAUUUCUUUCUGAUGGUCCAUUUGCCAGAAGGAAAAAUAAAGUGGCAUCUAUUCUCUUUCAUCACUUCCCUUAGUAUUCACUGGAAGUGUUUUGUUGUUUUUGUCACUGUUCUGGUCCAAAAAAAGCCCAGAACCACAACUACCCUGACAAACCAAAUGAAUUUAAAUGCAAAUACGAGAAGAAAAUCCUUCCUAUUGAGAAGUUCCCUUCCAUCCAGCUCAGUAUUUGGUCUUAUUUUUCCUAAUUUUUGAUCAAGGAACUCAUAUUUCAGAUGUGCCAGGUAUAUGGGACCAUGAAGGUAUUGCGAUCUUAGUCAUAGCAGUGUGCAGCUAGUUGCAGGGUGGUAUGUGGAAGUUUAAUUCCCCUCUUGUCCUUAGGAAGGCUUUGAAAUGAGGGCCACGUAUUUGUCUCACUGACUGUGCACUGAUGCUCAAAAGGAUUUGAUUUCUGUUAUCUGAAUGUGUAUUAGGUCAAUGUCAUACAGAAAUAUGAUGUGAUUUUAUUUUUUUUUUUCUAUGAAGUCAGCAAAGGUUUUAAACUGAGUUACUAAGAACAACUGGCAUACAAACAGAUCUCCUUUUCUCAAAUCUAUCUGCUCCAAAUUUAGGUCUUGUGUGUACUGUUGGUUAGGUUUUUUUUUAUUGUCUAAAUACUAACUCAGGUUUUAAAAAUACUUUGUGAUGACAACUGUAGUUAAAACUUUCAAAAGAAUAUAAUGUGCUGGAACAAUAUCAGAGAUGCAGUAUUAUGAUAAAACAUUAAAUGAGAUGACUGAGCCUGUUCAGUUGUCUCAUGCUUGAUUUCAGCUGACCACAGUCUGUUUCUACUCUGUAUAAAGUGUAAUGAUACUUUCCUGUCUUCCUAUCUCACGGUUAGAUUCUGAGGAUUAAUUCAUAUGCAAACAAUCUUUUGUUUGUGGAAAAGUAUGAGAAGCAUAAUUAUUACUAUUAUCACAUAUUCUGAAAUCUUGGAGUUGACCAGUGUUAUACAAACUUAUAAGCUUCUGGCACUUUGAUUUAAGAAGCAAAUAACAGCAACACUAUCAUAAGUAACAGUUAAUACCAUAGGAUUAUUCUUCAGAUUUAAUGUUAAGUGAGCUAAUUGUUCAUAGCUCUUAAUAAUCCCCUAAAGUGCCUCAAUUAUUAUUCAAAAGUGAAUGUCAUAAAAUAUUAUGGCAGGGAAGUCUCAUUUUUCUGAUCUCUAACUGUAAAGAAAAGACACAUUUU